Scheffersomyces coipomensis is the source of this 1086-nucleotide messenger RNA. RefSeq lists its product as uncharacterized. The transcript has a single exon. NCBI's taxonomy places the organism in Eukaryota, Fungi, Ascomycota, Pichiomycetes, Serinales, Debaryomycetaceae. The record is from RefSeq and is a predicted model, not a curated record. Bases 1 to 1086 code for a protein of 361 amino acids.
AUGGAUAAUAUAUUCACAGCCUUAUCUCUAUCUUUGAUGGAUAGGAAGAGGUUUGUGAUCUCUACCAGCAAUGUUAAUACCUUAAUUAAGUUGUUAGUGAAUGGUAUCUUAAGAAAAGUAUGCAAGUUUAAUGAAUCACAAAUAGAAGUUAUAGAUCUACUUGAAUAUUCUAAUGAAGAAGAACUUAUACGACGUUGUGUGAAAGAAAUAGAGGGUGGUGAGUAUGAGUUGAAAAAUAUCUUAAUAUGGAAGAAUAUGCAAAAGGUUAAACCAGAGCUUCAAAAGAUAUUAUACAUGUUACUCACCAAAAUUGACUUGUAUGAUACUAAUGAAUCAAGACAUAAUCCUAAACCUGUUAUAUUGAAAGGGUACACCAUUAAUAGACCAAGCCUAUUCACCAGUAUUACAGUACUUGAUAAUAAACUAUAUCAUAUGAAAAUUGAUCAAUAUCUUAAAGCAAAAUUUUGGUUUUCCAUAAAUUAUGUAUUCGAACCAAAUCAUGAAUAUGAAACUAAAAAUAUCGUAUUCCCGUUGGAAAAUCUUACCUAUAUUGAAAACAUCUUAUAUUUACGAAAUCUGAUUCAGAAAGUGUAUGUCAAACCUGAUAUUCAACGAUAUAUUUAUUCAUUGGUCAUUCAGGUUAGAAAUCAUAGAUUAUGUUCAUUAGCUCCUAGACAAACCCGACUUCUGACACGAUCAAUCGAUGAUGUUCUAAAUUUGUCCAAAGCUAUGGUUGUAUGGCAACGUCAUACAUCUGAUGAUUUGUUUGUUACUGCUGAUUUUGUCAAAGUGGCUAUGCGAAAGAUUGGAUAUUGGUUAGUCGAUUGGGAAUAUAACACUCUAUACACUUCUAAAGAAUUACUUCCUGAUCGUUCCGCUAAUUUUGACGCUGAACAGGUAGAAGAGAAAGAUUAUCAAAGGAGAAUGGAGAUUAGUAUGAUGACUGGUUCUUGGUUUGGAAGUGAUUAUGAUUACGUUAAGAAAUAUUUAUUAAAGAGUGAAUCCACAAAGGAUGAUAGUACACCAACGGGGGUAACGAAUAUAAUAAUAGAAGAAGCAUUAGUUGCAGUAAGACCGCCUAUAUAG